Molecule: messenger RNA, 1113 nt
Organism: Arctia plantaginis
Lineage: Eukaryota; Metazoa; Arthropoda; Insecta; Lepidoptera; Erebidae
Source: the annotation of a GenBank genome assembly
AUGUCUGAAUCUAAGAAACCUGACACGGAAAAGACGAAAGAGAAAUCUGACAAAGACGAGUCUAGCGGAUCAAGUGACUCAGCUAACGCUAAUGCUGAUGAUGAUGAUGAUCAAAUUGGACGAGGUGUUGGCACAGCAAAAAUAACAGUCAAUCGUGAAGAAUACUUGCAAGCUUAUAGAGAUCUCAUAAAUGAAUCCAAACAAUUACAAAUGAAAAAUAAUAUUUUACAUCGACGACUUGCUGAGCAUUACAAAAAACGUAAAUGUGAGCAUGUAUUGAAACCUUUUGAAGGAGCAGCUGAUUUGGAGGAAAAGUAUACGCAGAAACUAAUGUCAUACGAGAACUUAAAAGAAGCAUCGGAAAAAGAAACAGCGGAUUUACGAGCAAAAAUUACUACAGUGGAAAAUCAAUUCUUGGCGCAGCAUGAACACGCAGAAUCAAAAUUUGCUGCAUUACAAGCUUUCGAAAGAACUACCGGUACUGGUCUUAUCUUCUCUGCUAAAGGAAAACCAAUACCUGAUAAGACUGUGUCACGUUUUCUAUCACUGCAAAAUAGCAAAUGGCAACAGGCUUCUGCACUUUACUUAAGGUAUGUUAGAGCUAGAAACGCUGUAGCAGAACUUGAAGCUAUUGUUAGAAAGCUUGAAGUAAUUGGCCCAGGCCUUUACGUCUGCGAGUACGAGCAACUAAAUAUUGACAAUCAGAACUAUAGUUCUAAAAUAGAAGAACGUCAGGAUGAGUUAGUGAAAAAUCGUUCAAAAUGCACUGAACAUAACCAGAUGUUGGCUCACAUAAGAGAGAAAAUGCAUCAUACUGAAGAAGUUACUGAUAGUACUGAAUGUGAUCUUGGAGAAGCUGAACUUGAGUUUACCAGAGCUAGGGAGGAUCUUGGCGCUGUAAAGGCGCAACGUAACAAACUGCGGUCGUCACUAGAAGUUGAAAAACUAAAAGCGGGUUUACUUACUAGGAAGGACUUAUUACGUGAUUUUCAAGAUGCCUCAGAUGGGGUAAUGAUUCUACGACAAAGGAAAGAAGAACUAAAAGCUCAAAUAGAAAACAUAAAUAAAAAGUUGAGAGCAGUUCGUCAAAGUGAAAAACUUCAUAUGGAAUGA